Diplodia corticola is the source of this 3549-nucleotide messenger RNA. RefSeq names its product kinesin-domain-containing protein. The record is from RefSeq and is a predicted model, not a curated record. The coding region runs from base 1 to 3549 and encodes 1182 amino acids. Gene Ontology annotation, biological process: microtubule-based movement; mitotic spindle assembly. The transcript has 2 exons. Gene Ontology annotation, cellular component: spindle microtubule; nucleus. Gene Ontology annotation, molecular function: ATP binding; plus-end-directed microtubule motor activity; microtubule binding. Lineage: Eukaryota; Fungi; Ascomycota; Dothideomycetes; Botryosphaeriales; Botryosphaeriaceae.
AUGGCAGGUCCCUCCAGACCUGGCCUUCCCAGCGGCAGGAUGACCUCCAUGCGCCCUCCCGCUUCACGCAACCUUCAAGCCCUGCGCGCCCAAGCCGGCACACCAUCCGGGCGUGCAUCGCCCGCCGAGUCUGUCGCAUCCGUCGCAACAAACGCUACCCGCAACCGGUCCCCCGAAUCGCGCAAGCGCAAGGAGCGCGGCACCGACGCGAGAGCAGACACCAACAUCAAUGUCGUUGUGCGUUGCCGAGGGCGCAAUGACAGAGAAAUCCGUGAGAACAGCGGCGUCGUCGUCUCGACCGAUGGAGUCAAGGGCUCGACUGUCGAGCUCUCCAUGGGCCCCAAUGCCGUGAGCAACAAGACCUACAGCUUUGACAAGGUCUUCUCGCCAGCUGCAGACCAGGGCAUGGUUUUUGACGAGGUUGUUGCACCCGUUUUGGACGAUGUGUUGAACGGCUUCAACUGCACCAUAUUCGCCUACGGUCAGACCGGUACCGGAAAGACCUACACCAUGUCAGGAGAUAUCACCGAGACCCUGCCGCUACCCGACGCUGCCGGUAUCGUUCCUCGUGUUCUACACGCUUUGUUCGGAAAGCUCGAGGGCGAUGAAAGCGAAAACUCCGUCAAGUGCUCUUUCAUCGAGCUUUACAACGAAGAACUUCGCGAUCUUCUGGCCGUGGAUGAUAGCGUCAAGCUGAAGCUGUACGAGGAUAACAGCAAGAAGGGCCACUCGGCAACCUUGGUCCAAGGAAUGGAGGAAUCGCACAUCAACAAUGCAUCCAAGGGGAUCAAACUGCUCCGCGAGGGUAGCCACAAGCGGCAGGUCGCCGCAACAAAGUGCAACGACUUGAGUUCUCGAAGUCAUACAGUCUUCACCAUCACAGUCUACUUGAAGCGCACGACCGAGACCGGAGAGGACUUUGUCAGCGCAGGAAAAUUGAACUUGGUCGACUUGGCUGGCAGUGAAAACAUCCAGCGAAGUGGAGCCGAGAACAAGCGUGCGGCAGAGGCUGGCUUGAUCAACAAAAGCUUGCUUACUUUGGGCCGUGUCAUCAAUGCCUUGGUCGAAAAGAGUUCCCACAUCCCUUACCGCGAGUCCAAGUUGACUCGGCUGCUGCAAGACUCCCUGGGUGGUCGUACGAAGACUUGCAUCAUUGCUACGCUUUCUCCAGCGAAGAGCAACCUCGAGGAGACCAUUUCUACUCUGGACUAUGCCUUCCGUGCGAAGAACAUCCGCAACAAGCCUCAGAUCAACCAGAUGGUUUCAAAGAAGACCCUGUUCAAAGAAUUCACUUCUGAGAUCGAGAAGUUGAAGAUGGAGCUCAUUGCUACCAGACAACGGAACGGUGUCUACCUUGCUACCGAAACGUACGAGGAACUUACCACCGAGAGCGAGUCAAGAAGGAUACUGGUAGAUGAGCAAAAGGACAAGAUCGAGACAAUGGAAACCAAUCUUCGCAACAAAGUCCAGGAACUAUUCAAUCUUACCACGAACCUCUCCUCACUCAAGAAGGACCACGAAGCUACCAAGUCUAUUUUGGACGGCACAAAGAGCAUCUUGGAGAAGACCGAAGUGGUAUUGGAACACACGAGGAAGAGUCUUUCCGAGGAGGCUGCUUUGAGGAAAGCUCACGCAAAGACCGAAGAGGAGCUCGCCAACAUUGGCGAAGACCUCAUUUCAACCCUGGGACAGACCACUUCUGACAUUGGCGGGCUACACUCAAAGCUUCGACGUAGAUCUAAUCUUCACGAGACCAAUCGUCAGCAAUGGGGCUCCUCCAAAGCUCAAGUUGCCAGCACCACGAAUAUGGUUGACGAGCGCAUUUCCGGCUUCCAGUCACACCAAGAAGACCUCAUGGCCGGCCUUGCUUCUCGGAUGCAGGGCUUUGUGCAAGACGAGCUCGAGAAGCUCGGAGUCUCUCAGGCUUUCCUGUCAGAAAAGAUGGCAGCUUUCGAGCAGUCGGAGAAGGAAGUCAAUGAGCAGACGGCACAGUCGAAGGAGGACUUGAAUGGGGUAUUGGAAGAGAUCAAGACUCUGCGUGAGGAAGUCAAGCAGAAGGUUGGUGCUGGCUUGAACGACCUUUCUGCAGCUGCGGAGAGAAUUUCGGCGGGCAUUGUGACGGAGCUUGAGGCUUUCCAUACACAGCUCCACUCAUCUUAUGCGGCUCUUGGCCGCGACUUCAAGGGCACCUUUGAUGACCUCAUCAAACAGCUGAACGAGCAACAUACCGAGGUCGACACUCUGCGAAAGCAGAUGUCCGAAGCCAACUGGGAAGUCCUUGCGGCAAACAAAGCUGCUCGGACGAGCGUGACCUCGGUGGUUGAAGAAGAGAAGCAGAAGGCUGCUGCUGAGCGUGAGGAGCUUCUUGCGCAGAUGGCUGCCCUGAUAAACUCGACUGCCGCUGCUCAGGAGCAGCGUCUAGCUAAUCGUAUUGCCCACGUCGGCAAGGAUCUUGACACGGCCAACACCAAUUUCGAGACGGCUACCGAGACGUAUAACAAGAGCAUGGACGGAUGGACUAGCAAGGCGUCCGACUUGAUCGGCGGCGUCGUCAAGUCCCGUGAGAACGUCAAAACCAAGAUCAAGGCUGACUUCGCGAGUGCAAAUGAGCACACGGAUUCUCUUCGCCAAACCACGGCCUCGGUCCACAAGUCGACAGUCAAGAUCGUCAACAGCCAAAUGGAGAACAUGGACUCGCAGCUUCACUCACUUGAUGACAUUGUAGCCCGCGUUCGGGAACAGAAUGAGGCUCAUCACACCAGGCACACUGAAUCGCUCUCGGCUCUGACGUCUAAUGUCCAAGCAUCCUACAUCAACAUUGGCGAGCACUUCAACACGUCUUUCUCUCGCAUUCAGGAUGUCAGCUCGGACAUGGAGGCUAAGACGGCUACUCUACAAGCUACUCUGCCUUUGCUGGCCGAAGACGGAGAAAUCCGUGGUCCUCUCAGGAUGCUUCGCGAGGAGAUCGAGCAGCAGGCUUUGCAAGAGUACGUGCCUACGGGCGAGACUCCACAGAUCUCGAAAUACACGUACCCGACCACGUUGCCCCGCACCGAGGCUCAAGACUCCUUCCUCGCCAAGCUCCGAGGCAAAGCCCCUCCCAGUCGCUCCACCACGGCUUCUCCCCAGAAGAGCCCGCCGAAGCGCAUGGUCUUCGCCGACGCCGCGCCGUCCACAGACGAGGAGCACGCCGGGACCUCGACUCGGCCCGCCAGCGCUGCCAGCGACACCAGCGCCAGCGGCGGGCUCCGCGAGCUUGACCCCAACACCAUCAACGCCUCGUCGACAGAGUCGGCCUCGGCCCCGCCCACGGUUUCGCUCAAGAUCGGCUCUCCAACGCUUUCGGCGGCGGCGCCGCCACUAAAGCGACAGUACUCGGAAAAGACGGAGAGUAAGCUGCCGAUGAAGAAGAAGCAGAACCGCAUGACCGUCGCUGGCGCGCAAGGCGUGGAUGACAGGGAGAAUUUGCCGCAGGGGCAGGAUUUCAGCAAAAGCGUUGGCGUUGCGGAAGGUAGAAGGAGAUUGAGGAGUCAAGGCGGUGCCGUGUAG